AUGAAAAUGAGAAGUAAAUUUAUUCCUAGACAUUUCAAGCUAGCGAAAGUUACUAGUCGUGUUGGGUACGAUGAUUUGUUUCAUAUUUUAGUUAAAAGAAUUAUUUUUAAACAUUUAAAUAUUUUUAACAUAAAAUUGUCUCUUUUAAAUAUUUUCUUUAUUCCUAUAAAUUUUACUUUAAAUAUGUAA
This is a messenger RNA of Hepatospora eriocheir, 189 nucleotides long. Lineage: Eukaryota; Fungi; Microsporidia; Hepatosporidae. The record is from the annotation of a GenBank genome assembly.